UUAAUCAGUUAAGAAAUAGUAAUUAAUCAUUAUGAAAAAGGUUUUGAAUUAUCUGAAGGGUAGGAAGCGCUCGGGGGGUGGCGGUGAAGAAUCGGGACUUAGUCAAAAUAAGUUUAAUUUAACUUAUGAUGCUCCACUGUCUGUUUAUGGGAGUUCUGAAAGCAUGAUUUCUAGUAAUGAUACUAUAUCUAUAUAUGAUCCUGGAUCUGUUAAUAAGGGGUGGAAUAAGUUGCAUAUAGCCGCUUGGGUUGGGGAUGUACAGAAGAUGCGUACCAAAUUGAGAAAGAUUGCAGUGGAUACCACUGAUGACCUUGGAAGAACACCCCUUCAUCUUGCAACUUCUCAAGGACAUGCCAGUGCAGUAGCUUUUUUAAUUGCUUGCAAAGCUAAUACGGCCGUGCAAGACAUUCAAGGGAGAACAGCUUUGCAUAAGGCUAUGGAGUUCGGGCACGUGGACUGCGCACAAUUGUUGUUGGAUCGUGGCGAUGCGGAUUUGGUUAACAUUGCUGAUAGUUUCGGCGAUGCGCCGUUGCACGUUGCUGCGAGAAACGGAAGUUACGACAUGAGCUUAAUGCUACUGCAAAAGGGCGCCAAUUUGGAACUUGCAAAUACUGAUGGUCAGUUUCCAUUGCAUGCAGCCUGCGCAUCUAAUACUAAGGACACUCACGAACUGAUUGAAUUAUUCUUACGUUAUGGGGCUCUUAUCAAUGUCAAAGAUAAGAAUGACGUUUCCCCAUUGAUGAUUGCUUCUGGGCAGGGUAUCAUUAACAUCGUGCGAUUAUUUCUUGAAUACGGUGCUAAUAAAAUGGUCAAGGAUAAGAAUGGAAAAACUGCCUAUUCAUAUGCAGCCGAAAAUCAUUUUGACGAUAUUCAGGAAAUUCUAGGAGGAUCGGGCAAUAACGAUGACCUCGAUGAUCCUAAAUUACAUUCAAGUAGUGGUUUAAAAAUUUCUCAAGAAUCGAUUAACGUUAUCACUCCACCAGUUUUUGAUAUUAACGAUUCUGAUGAAAAUAAUGAUGAUAGGAUCAAUCAACAGGUUAAACAUAAAAAUGAAACGUCCUAUAUAAGUGACGAAGAAGUCGCUGGUGCUGCAGCAACAAUUACUGAAUCUAAUAGGCCAGAUUUCUUAUCACCAUUGUUAGUACAAGUUAGAAGGAAUUCCAGUAAAAGUAUCUGUACUGGUGGUGGUGGUGGUGAUGGCGCAUGCUCUAUCGAAGGGAGCGGCAGUACCAAUAAUACAAAAGAAAAAUAUGAAACUGAUAAACAAGUGAAAAUGGACAAUGAAAGUAGUGAGAGCGAUUGGGCCGAUGAUUUUAGUCUAUCGAUUAAGGAAGAGCCGUGUAAAUUAUCAUUAAAGAAAAGUCCCUUUUAUGUUGGUGAUACUAGUAUGAAAUCACGAGGAUCUAAUGAAAAGACAAGCACAGUUGAGGCACUAUUGAGUAGUCUAAAAAUUAAUGAACCACGUAAGGAGGAGCAAAAAGUCGCAGCAGAGUAUAAUAAUGAAAAUUCUAAUAAUGAAACAUCCAAAGGUAUUUUGUAUUUUGAGAAUUCAUCGAAUCCUGUGAAAACUAUUGAAGACAAUGAAUGUAAGUUGGAGGAUAUGGCGAUUCAAUUUGAUUUUAUUGACGAGAACGAGGACACGUAUUCGUGCGAUGUACUUAAAAAAAUUGAACAUUCGAAAACUGUUUUUGAAAUUGUUAAUGAUAACGAGAACCAACCCAAGUGUUUGGAUGAUCCUGAUAACUCGGCACAGUCUAGUGCGCUCACUAAUGUUACAAACAAUUCAGACUUAUCUAGUUGUUCCGGCGAAGAAUUGAACAUUUCGGAAUGCAAAAACAUGUCUGACCAUUCUGAAGCAGGAAAUGAAAAUUCGAGGAAUAUAAAAAUUUCUAAUUUAUCAUCUCCAUCUCAUUGUGACAAUACGAAUAAUGAGAGUUGGUCUUCCGGCAAAGAGGAUUCAGAAAUACAGUUCGUAAAUCCGAUUGAGAAAAUUGAAAAAUUGUUCUCUAUUUCUAGGACUCAAGGUUAUCAAAGUUCUUCUGAGGCUCUUGAUGACGGUGGAAAUUCAUCAAAAGUCAAAGAAUUCUCUCGCGUGCUCGACAUACGAGAUCUGAAUGUAUCUUGUAAAAAUGAUGCUAAGGAUACUGCAAGUUUUGCUUCACCUGUAAGUAUGCCCUGGCUGACAAAUGAAAAUCAUCAAUGUGAUAAUGACAAUGAUUAUGAUAACAAUUACGAGAUUACAAAUAAAUCAAAAAGCUCUUCUCUUGAUGGACAUGCAAAGGGGAUUAAAUUAUUGUGUGAAGUGGAAGAAGCCAGUGCUGCUAUGAGUGUUGAUGAAAUAUGGGUGUCCAAUGACUUUGUAUUUGAUAAAAGUCAGUCAUCGUUAAAUGACAAUGAUAAUGACAUUGAGAACAAAGCUGAUUUUCUCAAUUCGAUGGCCAUUGAUUCUGAACCUGAUAUUGAAACAAAAUCUGUUGACACCAAUGAUGAACAUAGUGCAUCAUUAAUGAAGUCGACAAAUGAUACUUCUUCUAGUCAUUCAAGUGAUUGUUUAGUCUCUAACAAGUCCAAAGCAUCCCAGAAGGAAAAAUGUAAGAAGAAUGGAAAUAUCGUUAACGGUGGUUCAACUCCUUGUCGAAUUCCUGAUGAGGUCACUGACAAGAUUCCAACAUUUUUCACUGAUUAUGGUAACGGACAACCUUCGGAUUCAUACAGUUCAUUUUCGAGGCACAGCGAGGAGGCUGUUUAUAAUUUUGAACGGAAAAAAAAUCGCAACGUUGAUCGUUCAUGUUUGUCGGAUCCUGGACAGCUGAUUGAUACUUUAUCAAGGUUUUUUGUUGGUAGCGAUAAGAAUACAUCAAGCUCAAAAACCGAAUCAUCAAAGAAUUCUGAAAAACCUUGGUCUCGUGCCAGUUCAGCAAUUCUUCAGGAACCUGAAUAUGAUUUUAUUCGUAUGUCAAGCAAUGAUAUUAUGAAUCAUCGUCAUAAUUAUUCGCCUCACUUGGAAACUGAUAAAGACUUUAUGGAGGUAAAGAAGCUUUUGACCCUUUGUGAGAUUAAAGGCGCUAAGGAUUCCUGGGUAUCUGAAGAUAAUGAAGAUGAAGAUAAUGAAGACCAGACGAAUAAAGAUGAUCUUGAGGAAAUUGAGGAAAUUGAGAACAAAGCAUGUCUCUCAUCGGAAAUUUUGCAAAAAUUCGACCAAGAUGAGGAAGAGUUGGAGAUGGAAGAUGAACAGACUACGAUAGGCGAUACAGUUCUAGAUGAACAUACCUGUUAUCUUCAAGAUAAUUCAGGAGUAGUAGAUAACUGUAAGGAACAAGAUGAUAGCUCGUGUAAUUUUAUCGACUCUGAGUCUAAUGAUCAGCUCAUUAAUUCUUAUGAGGAGACAAAACCUCCAGUUACCCAAGAAGACAAUAAAUCAUCUUCCUUAUCUAGUAAAUGCGAUUCUCGCAAUCUUCUGGAACAUAUCUUAGCAACGCAAUCGUCAUUCGAAAAAGAUUCCACGUUCGAUCCACCCUUCGGUAAGAUAAUAUCGAAUUAUCAAAAUCAUCAGUAUUUCUCGUCGAUUGAUAUGAUCAGAAAUGAAUAUGACAAGAUAAAUAAUUUCAAAGAUGAAAAUAAAGCACCAAGAAGCCUUUUAGAAAUGUUGAAAAUAAAUGAUUCAGCUGAUAUUAAGAAUAAGAAAAUAUCAGUGGUCAAUAAUUUUGAGUCACCAAAAAAACGUAUUUCCGAUAAAGUCAAGUUAGAACAAUUAAAAAACAUGAAAACAAUUACGAACGAAGAAUCAUUACCAGAUAACAGUGUAAAAUCAAUCAAUGACAAGACAUCAAUCGAUCAGAAUAAUUUGAGGUCAGGCCGUUCUAUAUUUAUCAAAAAAGCAUCACGUACAAAAAGACGCAGAAAUCCUUUCGAUCCAUCGAUGCUACGUGCAAAAUGUAAUAAAAAAAUUAAUAAAAAAUCCAUAUUUUCUGCAUCAUCCAAUAUGAAGCCCAGUUUAAAUUUUACGAAUGACGUCAAUUCUGCCAUUGCGUGGCCCGAGGAUACUCGACAAGAAAUUUUACAUGAACAAAGAACUACGAACACCGAAAUCGAAGAAUCAAAAGAAACGAAAUCUGUGGCUUCACGUGAAAGUUUUUCUGAAAGAUAUCUAAAGGCCUCUAAUACGAAUCCGCAUCUUACACGAAACGAACCGGAAAAGUUCAAUAUUGCAAGCAGUGGUAGCAGCCUCAUCAGUUUGAAAAACACUCACAGCCUCAUAGAUCUACAGCCAAUGGAAACGAACGGUGUAGAUGGCAUUGAAAGUAAAAGUGACAUAUGGAGUAUGGAAGUCAGAUCAUCUGACAGAAGUAUUCCAGAAAGGUUUGACGAGAGACUAAGACUCCUUGCUGAUUUGGGUAAUAGCGUAAAUAAUGAGCUAACCAAUAAGGUCAAAAGCUUGCGAAUGGGAAACGGAUUAACAGUACAGUCUGAAAAAUGCAAUGACAGAUUGAAUGUGAAAGAUAAUACAGUAACUUCAGAUCAGAUAACAAUGAUUUCCGGUCGUCCGGAACCAGUAGCAGAAAUUCAGGAAAAUUUCACAAAUAAUCAAUUAGACGUAUUCCAAUCAGACGUAGUGAUGCUACUUCGAAGUGAUUACCACAUGGUGGAAGAGACCUUAAAGAAGCACAACGUCGUCCUAGAGAACCUAACAUCCAGGUUAAAGGACGAAGGCGCCGUUUCGCGUUAUUUUAAGGAAAAGGAACUCAAUGCGAGUGAAGAGGAAUUAAAUGAAAUCGAAAAGGAUUGCCGCUUCAAGGCGCUACAAGUGGAAGUGACGAUACUACGUGAGAAAUUAGCAACGAGAAGACAAGAAGACAAUACGAAGACCUUGGAGGCUGUUGUACGUCUUAACCAAGAAAAAUUAGAUCUUCAGGCGACUAUCAAUGGUCUUAAUCAGACGUUAGUUGAACAUCGAAUAGAUCUGACAGAGUUACGUAAAGAAAAUAACAGAUGGCGCAGUGAAUGGAAUGUCAUGAAGAACGACCUUGAGGCUCAUAUGGCGGAGGUAAAUUAUUUAACCAGAAGAUCCGUGCCUAAUGAUCCUGCCGUUGUUAGAAAGAUUACGAAACUCGAGGAACAGAAUAAACAUCUUCUUAGUAAUUAUCAUAAUCUUGCCAAGGACAUGGAGUUGCAGAAAGUUCAGCAUCGUAAACAUCUUGAAGCUAUGUUCAGGCAAUUAAUGGUUUCUGAUACAGCUAAAGACGCGGGAAAUUUGAAUACGGAACGUAGUACAGUAUUAAGAGCUUCUAUCGCUUCUAACGACAGUAUACAGCGAAGCAAAAGCGAUCCUUUGUUUGAAACUAGAACAACUCAGGAUACAACGUUGAAAAUUCCUAUUGAACAUCGUGCUACUACUUCUGUUCAAGUGUCGAGUGCUUUUGAAGAAGAUGGUAGUGAUAAUAAAGGAGAUAAGGGUACCAUGCCAGAAUUUUUUAAUAAUGAUCGGUCUACUUCAGUUACAGACAUUAGUAACAGUUUUAGUUCUUUUGAAAUUCCUGCUGGAAAAAAAGAUGACGGGCAAAUGAUUUGCGAAAUGAAACAAAAUAUAAAAGGUAGACAGGGUUGUAUAAUAGCAUUGAGAAAAAAUUUGACACAGUUCAAAGAGCCUGUACGGUUUGGUGUGAGUUGUAAAAAUUUGGGAAUUUUGUGUAAUGCGAGGCAAUUUAGCACAAAACGAUUUUCCACACGAGUACGACCUGUACGAGGAAAUUUCAAGAAGAUUAAUAAGUCUUGGGCUAAAGCAGAAACGUACAGUUCUUUUAAAUCUAAACAACAGCGCAGAUUUGGUUCCAAAAGAGUUUCAAUGAUCUGCGUAGACUCAAAAUAUGAUUCUAAAAAGUUGAAUCUUGAGAAGUAUGUCCAAGAACAAAUUCCAAACUGUGAAGAGAGUGAUGAGAACUCAAAAAAAGUUUCACUAAUAAAUAUUGUUGACGCUGUCAAUACUGAGAUUCCAAAUAAUACAAAAGUAUCAUGCGAAAUACCAGUAGCUACAACAUCACAAUGUGAAAUUUUUGAAAAAAUGGAGUCUGCCAAAGAAUUACUUUCUACACUUAAAUUGAAAUUUAAUAAAGACAAAGAAAUUAUAAAUAAAUCUAAACAAACUGUUUCAUCAGCUGAAGUGAAUUUAAACAUAUGUCCUGAAAACAUUGAGGUGUCGAGCGAACAAAGGGACAAAAAUUCCAAAAAUGCUCUCACAACUGCUAUAGAGGAUAUUGUACAAGAUUUUUCUGUUCUUUUGGGUUCUGACGAUAGAUCAUUAAAAUCCAACGUGUCAGAAGACGAUGGAAAUUUUCAUUCUUUGAAAAUGAACAAAGCCAAUUCUUGCACAGAGACAACGGUAAAAGUAUCAUUGGCUCCAGUUAUGGGUAAAUUUGAUGAGUUAAUAACACUCCUACCAAAGGAUGACAAAGAUUCUAAUUCGACUAUCAAAACAGAAUCGGAUAUUAAGGCAAACCCCGAAGACAAUGAUAAGGAAGAAAAACGAAUUGAGGGCAAAAGUCAACAAGAUGAAAUGAAAUCUUUAAAAGAAAACGAAUCAUUCGAAUCUUCAAGUAUGAUAAAGAACUGUUCUCAAUCAGUAAAAAAAUCAAUGGUCGACGUAGCAACAGGAAAUGACAUUCCUUUUCAAUUUUUAAAUGCUGCUGUGGUCACAGAUUCUAAAACCCUUCCCAUCACAGUUUCAAUAUCAGUAGGAAACGUAUAUCAAGAACUGGCCGAAAGCAAUUCAAUGAAAGAUGCGACCUCUACUCUAGAAAAAAAGGAAAAAUUACUUCCAGAAUUCUUCACUGUCGAAAAUAAAACACCUACGACUACAAGUAAUGUAAUUCAAAAAAUGAUUGAAACAUCCGAUAAAUCAGUAGGAACUCCAGAAGUGACAGAAUCAUCAAUGAAGAUGAAUCAAAAUGAUAGAAUGAUAAACGUUGACCAAAUCCCAUCGUCUUUAUUAACUUCCAAAGCUCAGAAAAAGCCACUGUGUCCACCCACAGAAAUAAUGAACAAGAUACUUAAAAAAACCGAGAUACCCUUGAUGCUAAAAACCUCAAAAAACACACAACCCCUAUACAAAUCUACAGAACUUCCCAAAAAGUCAACAACGAUAAAAGUACAACGCAUUACAAAAAAAAGCUUAAGAAUGACACGCAAAGGACAAACCCUUCCGCAGUUUCGUGAUAUUCCCAAAUUACUCGAAAGAAAUCUAGAAGAUCAGCGUCUGUGUCCAAAAUUAAUUCGACUCCCAAAAUACACAGACAAGAAAAAAAGUCGCACAGUAAGAUUCAAUCCACAUAUUAAUUCCUCCAGCAGAGAAUCUUUAUACAACCUUGAAGAGAUACAUGGGUCGAAGAAGGAAGAAUUCAUUCAAGGCGCCAGACUGUUCACGACCUCCGCCAAGACGCAGAAGAGCAUCGCAACGGAAAUGACGGAAGAAGAGCAACAGGAAGUUUCAAAAGACAUGAGCAAGGCUUAUAAAAUAUCCUUAGAUAAAUGUAAUAUCUAUGGAACCAAUUAUGCUGUGAUGACGAUGCGAAAUGGCGAAUCUGGUGUACCAGUUAUCCUAAUAGGUGGUGGUCCUGCUGAUCGUGCAGGACCAGGCAUUAAAACACCCACUAUACCGUGUCCUCUUCAUCAGGAGGAAAAAAUAGCUGAUGCGCAAAAUGAUUAUAAUUUAACUUCAAAGACACCCUAUAGAUACCAGGAAUAUUUUCAGUAUGAAAAUACGAAUUCCUUUGGGAAGACUUUCCCGGAUGCUUCUACUUCAGACGGAAGUGAGUUUAACAAAUGUUCACGUGUUCAACAGAUUGAUCGGUUGGUGGAUCUAUUGACUCUACAGCACGGUUCGUCUUGUCAGGAUUUGUCAAAAUUUUCUGAGAACGUUCGCAGGAUACGGGACAUAUUGGAGAAUCGUAAUUGUCGCUCAAAGUAUUCCAGGAUCGGUCAUCAGGAUCAACCGAUAAAAUCAGAAAUAAAACCUUUAACAGAAUCCAUUGAGCGAGUAACAGCAAUAUUUGAUGAUCUCGAGACACUGCAACGUACUGACGUACAGUUUCAUGAUGAUUUCAAAAAAUGUGAUGGUCCCGAUCUAAUAAUUGAUAAUGAUGAGAUGAUUGAACCAAUAAAAGCUGAGCUGAACACUUGUGAAAAGGAUAAACAAUUUCCUACAAAGAACAAAGUAGUAACAGGUGUUCGAGAUCAAUCAUCAAUCAGGCAAUGCAGAAGGAAUCUUCGUAGAUCAAUAAUCAUGGAUUUUCCAUAUGAAAAAAUUCAGAUGAACAGAGAUGAACAUCUUAAGAGAUUGGAAAUUGCUAUGGCCAAAGCGAGGACGUCAGGUUCACCAGGUACCAAUCAGUGUUCACCGACUGAACAAUCAAGAUUGAAAAACGACAACAUAGCUUCAUUUCCAAACAGUAAGAGAACUGUUGAAUUCAAACGAUCCCGAUCUUUGGACGCCCAGAAGCCUGCAGGAAAUGGGUCCAGAGUGUUUAAGACAGUUUUGGAUGCUGCAAUGUUCAGCAAGGAUUGUGCAACGUCUUCACGUUUAUCUGGCAGCUGUUUCCAAGGAGCCAAGAAUAGAGACUUUCUUCCAAGAAAGACAUUAUCCUUGAAACAAAAUCCCAUAGAUUGUGCCUCAGAAUAUUUGACAAGAAAAUUAUUGAGCAGGCAAUUAUAUAAUACAACAGGACGAAGGAGAGUCUCAACCUCAGUGCCCAGGCUAUCAUAAGUUCUCCAAAAAGCAACGAGAGAAAAAUCCCUAAAAUUUUUCCAAAAGAAAUAUACAAUCCUGCCUAUAUGCGGCUGUGUCUGCACUGAUCAUCAGCCUCAAUUUCGAACCCUAGCUCCGUCUACAGCCUCCGUAACAGAGAUUCUUUAUCUCAUGAAAAUAAUGAUGAUUUGUUAUCAAAACAGGAAAUGGCAUCAAUAAAUAAAUACAUCUCUACAAAGGACAUUAAGAGAAAGCACAUUCAUUCUUCGUUUAAGAUUUUUCUUCCGGGGCGAACGGUGGGAAGAAAGAAAAAAGGGACAGUAGGUUGAAACGAGAGCCGAAAAGCCAUCAUUGGCAGAAACCGGUAGACGCCAUUUCGUUCCGUCCGGCUCUUUAAGAUUUCCAAGCUCGAUGUCCCUUUAUUUCGUUGGCAUCCUUGGCGGGUGCCACGGGAAUGAUGAAAAAUAGGGAGCAAGGUCUUGCUUUCUACUUCAUCUUUCAGCCCCCGUAGCUCGCACAAGAUUAUUAAUAUGUUUGUCCUCGGGCGAGCGUCCCCUAAUGACGUCAUCAAUUACCUUAAUCACCACUAACCCAGGUGAAGGCUGAUAUACUCAUCUCGGUGGUCCAUUUAUAUUUAGAAUGCAAAUUUUCUCGGUUGUUCCUUUUUUUUUAUCUUCUUGCCUCCUUGCUUUCCUUUGCUUUCGUUUUCGUUUUCUCUUUUCAUGCAAACACAGCCAAUCGACAAACCCCCAACCCUUACUUGUCUCUUCCCCUCUGACCCUCCUACGACCCCGUACGCACAGCUGCGUUUAUGCUAAUGAUUUUAGCCCCAUGAAGGAAAUACGUAAUUUUGGGAUUAAUGGAAAAAAAAAAAUUGAGGUGUCACUUUUACAUUUUUUUUUAAAUUUUGUAACUUACCACUAGUGUGACGAAGACACUGUAAUAGACUAUUACGUGCGUAAGAGGGAGAUAAACGAAGGAACGAUCACAUCAGAAAUUUCAUAUUGUAUAACCAAAAGUCAGAGAAGCCAGCUUGCUUUAGAUUUUACGAAUUUUCUGUACCAUCCGUAAGUGCGAAAGAGACAUACCUAUAGAGAUCUGUGUGAGUCAGAGAGACACACGUAUACUAAAACCUCGAAACCCGUUGCUUUCCCUUAUACCGAAUAAACAUGGCAAUUAUUUGAAAAGGUAUACGAACUGGGUUGACUUUCUUUUUUCUUCAAGAAACAAUCCUCUUUGAUACUAGCUUAGCCAAUGUAGUAUUUUUAUUCCUUAUUGUUCUUUGGUUUUACAUAAGUAUAAUGGUUAUCCGAAUUCCCCUGUUCAACAUUCUUCGAAAAGACCCUUACCGCCGUAUGGUCCACUGCAUGUGGAAUCCUUAUCCAGCAUUUUCCGGAUAUCUGUAUAUGGUUAUAGGUAUGUACAUAUGUACUAUAUAUUUCUGUUAUACGUAGCUGCGGUAAACUAGAUACGCAUAAGCUUUGCUUUCAGACCCUGUGUCCAGAACGACCUUCACCCUUUGACCCAUUUCUAACGUCAUCCCUUACCUACAUCGCUUGCGUCGUAAAAAUUACGAGUAACGUCAACCGGUACGAAAGAGUAAAACACGUUACAUUUUGACAUUAAUGACUUUAUUUAUUCGUUGUCGGAAUCGACAAUUGCAAUACAUUAUGGGUUAUGCGUAUAUGGGUUAAAUAUACAAUCGUGUCGCACAGUGUGUGGGUUCGCACAGCCGGGCUUCCGGGAUCGUCAUUGUUCAUGCAAACAAUCAUUGGGUAACGCCAUGUUGGAAUAUUUCGAAAGAAAUCGAUAAAUUGACUACUAAAAUAUUUCGAUAAAAUCACUACUGACGUAUGCACAUCAUACAAAUUACUUUUACUCAAUUACAGUGCAGUCAGGAAAAUAAGAAAAACAGGACAAAAAAUGAGGGUAAAAAAUAUUCGGCUAGUGCACCCCUUUUUAUAUAGCAAGCAGUACCCUCUGUCACGGUACUGCCCGGCAAGUGCUGCCUCCUGCGACAAAAGUUUCAACUUCUAAUACCUCUGAAUAUUCCUCACACAGUUCGUAUUGUUAGUAUCUGUCACUUUGACUGGCUGGUGGAAGAUGCAUUACCUGGCGCAUCUCCUCAUUGUAGGAGGCAGUGAUAAGGAAAAGAAGAAAAAAGAAGGAAAAUUCGUAUGUCUGGAAAUACUGCAAUGGCGAUGCGAAACGCAGCCUCGGUGUUUGGGUUAAGACGAUGAAUAAUUCACGGGAGUAAAUUAGUUUUUUGUUUCAACCACUGAGCUGCAACUUAUGCCGACAUCAGCGUUGAAGUGGAUUCUACUCGAAACACUAACGGCAAAUGGCCGCCUCUGCCUGUCGUUCUUAAUCAUGACUAUACGUAUAGGCGAACCUGUUGCAUCGAGGAUAAAAUUAGCAGCGUUCAACAAGCAUUGCCUACAUGUGUAUCUAAACGUAAAUCUUCAUCCUAACAAAGUUGCCCGUCUGUUAAAAUGUACGAAGUCAAUAAUAAGACAACUCGACUGCAAUAUCUUUACGACGAUGUCACCGCUGGCGACAUCAAAGACGCUGACGUAAAACCGGAAACAGCUUUCAGAUCCAGGCCAAAUACACUCUCGUGUUACUCACGCAUGCCAGAUAUACUCUGCAUCCACAGACAUCGAUACCUGCAUAUAAUAUAGAUAUACAUAACAUAACGGAAGAAAGAAAAGUCAGAAAAGACUAAACUGAGAAAGAGAUUCUGUGUUGUCACCCUCGGGGAGUAUCCCUUUUGCCAAUGUAUGCACCGACUAACCUAGGAGCACAUCGGAUAUAUUUGCAUACCGCAUAGGAAACGAAAGAAAUGGCAGACGGAAGUCAAGAAGAAAAACAAGUAUAAAAGAAUAUUAAAGCAAGAAACGUGAAAAGAAAUCUUAAGAAACAAAUAACGCAACUGUAAUACACGUCAUGCCAAUGUAACAGAGUUGUUAUAUUCUGUUUUCUGGAAUAUCUUGAGUGAUAAAUAAUUGUACGAUCGAGAACGUUACGAUCCAAGAUGGCGGAAUAAUGGAUCUGCCCGAACCUUUAAUCGGAUGUUUAUUACGUCGAUCAUGUUUUUGGUGUCUUCUCAAGACUGGUUGAAGUCAAGCGUCCUCUUGGAUAACAAAUUCUCCAUCUCGCUAUGCUUAGAACGGACUGUGGAGAAGCCUUAAGGUCUACCUUUUAAUUCAUGAUCAUCGAUCGUCGUUUAAAAGUCUACUUAAAAGUGUCCCUCCAGGAUACAGACAUAAGGAAAGGAAGGAAGGAAGAAAAAGUGUCCCUCCGACUUACAUCUUUGGCUAAAGAAGAUUCCGUCGAGCCAGAGAGUCCUCGUCGCCGAUAAGUACCAAAACAAGAGCCAAGUCCAGGCACAAUGGCGUCCCGUGCCACCUUCUGAUCCUAUAUUAGACGUUGCAUCCAGUUGGCCUUUUCAUUAUUUACAAUGGAGAAGAAAGUGUGACGGGAUCGAUUACCGACUUCAAUGCGGAAGUACAAGAACUAUAUUCUCUUCCAUCCCGUUUGUGAGGAUAAUUGAAAGGAGCCAUUUCACAUCCCAGACUGUUAUUCUAAAGGGAUACUGAAUGAAAGUUCUGGAAAUAGAUCCGGUUCGAAUGGUGGAUUCUAACCUACAGAUAUACUCAAGAAAUUUCUGGAUUCAAGGGUGCACGACGAGAACAAUUGAAAUUUUGGCUGUUAACGCUUUUCAAAAGCGUUAAAGGACUGUAGCAACGUUGACGGGAUCAGUCUUUGUACAGAAAUGGGUAGGAUCUUGUAGACAAUGCAGAAUCCUGUCAUUGUCUAUUUUUCAAGGAGAAUUCCUUGAGAGUAAUCCCGAGGAAAGGUCACAUUGAAUAUUGUCAAGCUAUCUUAAAUCCCUCCCACCUCUUGGAAGCCCCUUGGUGUUAAAAGUAAAGGGAGUUAGUGUCGCCUGUAACAGAAGCAAAUGAGACACGUGGCCAGCAUCACCGGUAUCCAGUAACAGUUAGCUGAGAAGGCCAGGACUUUAAUGGGUAUCAGAAGAGUGGUUUGUUGCUGCUCGCUAAGGAGCACGAGGGUGAUAGGGUCGAGGAUGGGAAUAUCUGUGGAGGGUAUGGUCUGUAGAAACAGGUGAUGGUGGUGGAGACAUCUGUAUAUGUCGCCAGGUUGGUGAGAGAGGUCGUAUAAGAGAGAGAAGGAGAAGUAGAUGCCGUAUUGGAAAAAGGGAGUGAGAGCGAGAGUGUAAGAAGGGGAUGGAAUAACGAAGAGAUGGUAAAAACGGGCUGUGGAUUUCUUGGAUGGCGAAAAUUUUUCGGCGCGGAGCCUUUUUACGAUUCUUACCCCUCCGAAGAGUUGACGUCAUAGAAUCCGUAAGGGGCGCGGUCCGCCAUAUUGAUUCAAUCCCUACCCCCACGGCGCGUAGAGGGAGCUCCGUUCCAUUCACAAACACGUCCCGCCAGCUGCGCACCUCCCUUCGCCUCCCGAGGAAGUUUCUGCCACUUCUCCCCGGUCCUUCCCACUUACCCUUGUGGAUGGGCUUGGCGGGGGAUCCUCGCGUGAAAAGGGGUUGUUCAGGGAAACGUAACAGCGAAAAAUAUCCACAAAGGGGUUGCUGCCGGCUGACACCACCAACACAACUGUCGUCACUCUUCGAUCUUUCCCGAAUCUCUCAAUGGCCGGUAUGGCCACCUUUAUGUGUAUAUACUGUUGUAUAUACUAAACCCCCCCCCCCUCAUACCAGCUACCCUUCCAUCGAAUACUUUACCACCACCCUCUUCACCCUUUCAUGCUUUGUAUCCAUCAUCUUGCUAUUAUUUCCAUACAAAUCGUAAUGCACAGUUUCCCUUAUUUACUAAAGUAUGACACUUGUCCUAGGGAUUUUGUUUCUUUUUUUUUUGUUUUCUCUUUCUUCACCACGCAGUGUAACAUUCUAUCUACUUAAACCCUACGUUCUUGUCUGUCUUAGGCCAAGAGUUCAGCGAAAUUAUAAUUUUCAAUUUCCACAUGAAACUUACCUGGGACGACGACGUUAAUGACGCAUGAUGCGACGUCCGGACUUUUAUAAAACCCAGGAACAACGGCGGAAUCUUGGGUCUGACGUAGUAGUCGACCUUGACGGAGUAGGAGCGUUCGAAUCAUACAUGCUGCGUGGGCGUAUCAAUGGACUUGGCCUGUCAAUUUUUCGAUCAUCAGAUAUGGAUUUCACUCUUGGCAUUAAUAAUUUGUCAUGAUUCAAGGUUAAGCUUGCAUCCCCAUUGUUCUAGCUUAUCUUGAAACCAUCCAUUGGCUAGCGUCUUCGUCUGAGUAUACUCGGACCCUAUCGUUUUCUGAAUGGCCGGUGAGCCUCUGGCGAUCCUUUGACCCAGGCCGAAAGUCGAGGAUGGAAUAAAUUUGAAUUUCCCGCCGAAGGAUCCCCCUGGGAGCUUGUGGCCUCCUCGUCCUUUCACGAUGCGAAGAACCAAUAAAGGGUAACCAUCGAUUUUUCAAGAGAGAAAAAGAAGCAAAAUAAGAGGAAUCAAGAAAAACUAAACAAUGCAUCCACCGAUGAAUUCAGUGCGCAAGAUAAAUUCGUCUAUCGUUACUCCCUAAGUGGGGAUGGUUGUGCAAUGCUUUAGUUUCAGUCUCUAAAAUAUCCUAGACUCACACCUCGUCUCAAGGAUUUUCCUCGGGCUCAACCCUUUCGCUGUUCAUCUUUAAACUUCAAAUUUCGCAGCCACUUUAAGCCCAAGAACAAGUCACUUUAAGAGCCCUCUGUAUAUAUUCAUCGGCAAGGGGUGACAUAAACUAAUACCGCUUCAUGACGACGACCCCGUAUUAUAUAUUUACAAAGUAUAUAUACACAUAUAUAUUUGGUACCUGGGACAAGCAGAUAAUUACAUACCAUAUUAUGUUGGGUGAGUCCAGGCUGGCCGUGGUGGGGGAAAUCGGUGAAUGGAGUGGGGGGAGAAACGGGCCACUCGCAUCACUACCUAGUAUAGGGACUUUCUGCCGACUGGCGGGGAAUGGCGACCCUGGUGGGGAUACCCGAGGAAGUCAAGGUGGGGAUUCGCGGUCGGUACGCGGCCGCUGAACGAUGAAUGAAGCCGGGCCUUUGGCGUCGCUCCAGCGCCGGGGUGCCCCCGCUGUCGGCCGGGAGCUCUCCUAGUUCUGACGUCAUCAAGGCUCAAGGCCGCCUACGAUCGUUACUGUGGCUCCUGCUGCUGCUGCUAUCGCUACUCCACCUCCUACUUUUCUUAUCAGCGGAUCCUCUUGUUCUAACCUUCCCUACCCGGAUAUGACACUGCACUUGCAGAGGUCAUGACACCGUGUUUCAUAGGCUAUGCCACGAGGAUCAUUUCUUCAACUUAACGUACCCAAUGAAUUCCUCUGCAAUUAAUUUCUUGUCAAUUAAAUACGUAUUUAUUGCGAAACAAAAUGGUCGAGUCAGCUUCGGCCCGGAAUGGAGUCCCUGGUCCAUUAGUGAUGCUGUGGCCGCUUGAUAUUUAAGAUCUCAAGAUUUCUCCGGGGGCUGCUUGUAAUGGGGUCGCCGAUGGAUGAUGCGGCAGUAUCGGCGUAUUCGCCCACGAUGCGUAACCGACCCGUAACCUCUGACAUAUAUAUACACAUGGAGCCACGUAUAUGUACACAUAUGACACCACAUAUGUGGACAUACCGUGUAUCCAGAGUCGGUGGUAUUAAAGCCUUGCGUAGAAUAUGGAUAUUCUUUCUGCCCCUUGUCUACGUGGGUAUGUCCUGUGGUAGAGAGAGAGAGAGAGAGAGAGAGAGAAAGAUAGAGUGCGUUAGUAAGAGUCGAGUGGCGCUUCCAUUGACGGCGUCCAGACGCCGCUAUGUCUCCGUCCGGACGCCUACGCCUCUUGCGCAUUUCUCUUCAACGAACUUUCCUUCCUUCUUGCAAUCUUUGAUCUUUAUCACGAGGCUUAGUCGAAUCCUGCGUUACCUCGUGCUGGUACAUUUUUUCUUUCUUGUCAUCCUUUUAUUAUUUCUAUACUUCACCACCCGUUUCUUAUAUUUAUCUUUCUCUCCGGGAACGCGCGAAAAGGGGUGUACCUUCUAGCGCCUCGUCUCUCGCUCCUUUCUCCUUUAGAUUUCUCAAGGGACAAGGAAUUAUUGUCUGAGAAUGUUUUAUCUCCUUUUUUCUUCUUCUUCUUUUCCUUUUCAAUCUCACUCGUAUCUGCCGUGAGAUUUUAAUCGUCUUCUUCCUUGCUCUAGAUACCUCGAGCAAUCCUCGUCCACGCUUACUAUUGAAUUACCAUCAGGGUUUAUGGGCCUUUAGGUCAGUUCGAUUUUUAUCAUGGGCACUAAGAUAUUUAUGGCAAUGGAUAGAGAGGUACUGCUCCGUUAAUUUAAUUGCUAGCUAAUUCGUAGCGACUGCCAUUGAUUAAUUGCUUGACGGGAUUCGUCGAUUGUCCGAUGUCGUUUAGAAUUUUAUAGAAGAGAAAGAAGAAAAAAAAACAAGAUUUAAUGCAGCAUAAAAACACCGUUGGGAAUCAUCGAUGAACAUCGUUCGUUAAUUUGAACCGUGGCGUACCGAGGGCGUUAAUGUAAUUUACGAGAUGCGAGUACAGACACUUCGUACGGUGGAUUAACGAUUUUCAUCUGUAUAAGCUUACCGAUUAAUUAUUAUUAUUAUAACGUACCGAAAGGCCGUAGCUUUAUAACAUUGACGUCACGCGGCCAUUGCAACGUUUCGCGUAAUGGACUUUACGACACAAUCAAUAUCCUGCUCGAGCGUAGCUUGAUACAUAAACGGAGAGUUCAUGGGAAUCCACCUUGUUGUAUUCUUUUCCUUACUACUCGCUAAUGCCAAAGCAGCCUGCUCACCCGGUAUAAGAGCGACCGUUACGAAUAUUAAAAAGUCAAAUACAAAGUAAUUCAGCUCAAAGGAAUCAGUGAAUAUUCGACCGUUUUGCCGUUUCUAAAGUGAUAAGAGAAUUCAGAUUUUUUGCCAUUUAAAAUUUUACGCUCAAUUGAGAAUUAUAUGUGUGUAUACAGCUCAACGUACUGUGCUGAUCUACUGAACUGUAAUAUUCAAUACGAGGCUAGUUACGUCACUGAGAUAUUGUCAUGCACGAGAACGAAUGAAUAAUCGAUGAGACGUGACGACCUUAUGUAUCUGUGACAUGUAUAUUGACGUUGUCCAGUGUCGACGACGCUGUCGUCGUGACGGCUUCGUCGUGGUGCAGCCUCGUAAAAGCGUCGUAUAGAUUGCCGGCGGGUCGUUGCCGUUCUUUAGUUCUUGUGACUUUCUUACUUGGCUUUAAUGUCAACCAACUUUACAUACUGCGCCGUAUGGGGAUAAUGCACGUGCAUUGUGGGAGGUUCGAGGUUAAGUAGAACACGGUUCUACGAUGCACGUUACUUUUUUCAGUGGUUAAGCCAAACUGUGUACCCUGGUUAAUAUCUUUAAUACGGAGACACGUAUAAACGGAAUCUAAAGAUCAGCGAUUCCUGCUUCGCCCACGUCGCUCCAAUCGCUGAUACCAAAAACGGAAGGGAGAGCAUCAAACGAACAGGACCCAAGUAGUUCCUAUCCAGACGUCGCAGGGUCCGGACCGUCGGAUCCGAAAGGGAAUUCAAGGAAUAAAAAUAAUUGGACCAACAAGAGGAAAGUGAAUGCAGACUGCGAAAAUGGCUCCACGCAAAUCUGUAUAUGCGGAUUGGCCGAUCGCAACAAUCAUGAGCGAUUACUGCUAUACUAAAAUAUAGACUAGGAUUAUAAGGUGCGUGACGUAUAUCCCGGAGAAGUGACGUCAUCCAUUGCGAAAUAGAUCUUACAGGUCAUGCAUGGGUGAAUGAGCUAUGGUAAUGACUAAAUUAUGAACUUUUAUUUUAACGAAGUUACCUACGAAAGUCAAACGGCCAAUCGUGUGCCGGAUCGAAGAAAGCCCAAAAUUGAGUAAUGGUCAAUUGGUAUUUUUAGUAUUUUUUUUACUCAGGACUAAAAUCUCCAAGUUCCUUCGACACCAGGGACUCCUGGGAACUUAGCUUUGUCGUUGUUUUGCCUAUGUUGAUAAAUUUUUUGGAUUAGGUGUUUUUUUUUUCCAUGGCUGCCUAUUCUCUUGCCGAUGUGCCCCAAUGACGUCACAAGUUCUCUCCAGGAAACUAUGCGAGUGAUAUAUUUAACUCGUGAUCCACUUUGCUUCGUGUCUGUCGUUACGUCAUGUUCCGAUGCAAUAUGUUAAGAGGACACAGAUUUUCAAUAUUUUCACGUAGGUCGAAACGCAAAUUAAAAUUACUCGAUUGCGGAAGGAUAAUGCGAAAGCGAUCGAUCGUCCGUAAAGAAAUUUUGAAAAUCAAUAAUCAAAUUCGAGUACAUGCGUUUAUUACAUAUCGUGUCUAACGUGCCUUUGUCGUGUGUACUAAUUCUGGGUAUAAUAUUCAGAAUCCGUACGCCUGUCAUGUAGCACAUAUGAAUUUUUUUUCCUGACGCGUUACAUAUAGGAUACCUUCGUAAUUACUAAAUCCACAUUCGAUCUUUCUCGUACUUACGUAUUAACUAAUGAUAAUUACGAAUUAAGGUUAAUUAAUGUUAAUAAGUCGACUGUGUUCCUCGUCACCGUUAUAUGCAGAAAUAUUGCACAGCUGGGAGGCCUAAUAUUUUUUUCUUUUUUCUUUUCACCAGAUAAACAAAUUUCCUUUUUAUUUAUUUUUUCUAAUCACGACAGUCGCUACAUACGGAUAAACAGUCGUGUAUAUCUUCAAUGUAUCCAUCUUAACGGAGGGAUGUAUGUAUCACUAGAAAUUUAAAAAGUGGAAAACUCGAAAGCGCCUGCAGUCCGUACUACCUUCUAGCUCCUUCUUCUACCUCUAACCUCCUACUCACUUUGUACGAGCUCGAAAGUAGCAUUGGAAUCGGUAAAGUAUGUAAAUUCCACCAGAGAGAGAAAACAGCUGGAAUUACGAAAGUUUUUCCAGGAAGGCGCUAAACUAGAAUUAUUUUCUUUCUUCCUUCCAGGAAGAUUCCGGAAAACAGUUUCUCUCUCUAUAAUCCAGAUCCGGUAGGAUUCACCCUUGAAAUUAACACGUAACAGUAUGUUGAUUUAACGUGGUGAUAUCGCAUAUAAAUUUCAAGCCUGGUGCAUAUGACUGAUUCUUUUUUGAAAAUUUUUUUUUUUUUCGAAAAUCUAACACGGCGAUCAACGUCGCGGAAAAAACGGUGAGGAAUAUUUUUAUUGGAAAAAUAAAAGAAGCGUGAUACACAAAUUUUUCACGGACAAAAGCUCGCGGUGCCACAAUGGUGGUUCGUGUCUCUUUUUUUUUCUCCUUUCAUUAUUUUGUCCACCCUUUUAUUUUCCUCGGAGACCCAGAAAAUGGCUUCGCCAAAGAGAAUCGGCGAAUUUGUAAAUCGUUGUAGUUCGGGCUGGAACGAGUGUAGGAAGCGUGGGUACGCGCUGGGCAUCGAGCCAACGAAUACUAGCCCGAGCGACUAUAUGCCACGUAGCAUGGAGAAGAAUACCCUUACCGAUAACCAUGUAACCGCAUACGGUGAUUCUAUCGCGUACACGUGUUGGUGUAAUCGCGUCAUGUCGGCCAUUCAUGAAUUCGCGGAAGGCCAUGAGCGUGGGAGUUUUUGGCCAAGUUUUUCAUUCCCUAGGUUGGCUAGAUUUGCGUACCUCCGGUGCCACGCACGCUAUUUCACGACAGUUUCAAUAAUCCCGAAAUAUAUCGCGACCGUAGGUAACCAUGCGUUUCGUAAACAAUUAAAAAAUGAUUUCCUCUUUCUCAAGCAGCCGCAAUCUCUCGAGUUCACUGGUGCGCCCUCUGGGAAGAUGUCCCGGUACUAAAGGGUCUUCGGCACACGUUACGAGGUUACGUGUCACUCGCCGACUCCACGUCGAAUCUUCGUAGGCCUACUGCACCGACACCUGGCGGUUGUCGCUUCAACGAAGACGAGAAAGAAAAAUCGCGUUACCGCACAGUUACCAAGGGUCAGUCCAUUGUAGAGGGACGAGCGACAGUGCUGCCAAAAUUCACGUUUACGAACCCCGCUUCCCCGAGAUAGCAACUCGUGAAUACGUCACGAUAAUUUGAAAGUUAAGAUAUUUUUUUUUUGAAUUUAUCAUCAGUCUCGACUUGUUGGUCCAGCGGCAUCUACAUAUAAAUGGAUGCUCUUUGGCUCGCGUCUGGCUCGCAAGAAGACUUUUGGGCCACUUCUGUCGCGAACGGCUGCCCCCACGCAACAGGUGCACCCUGACCACCUUGAAAUUCAAUAAAUACACACGCCCCUGGGAAAUCAUCUUGGUAGCGGCAUGUAAGAUGGAUGUAGGAGAUAUGGGAGGUACUGGAGGGUCGUUGAUGAAGGUGCAAAAGCAAGUAGUACCAACACACGCACUGUGCACCUAUAUAAGCGGCUGUGCAUCGGGAAGGACGCGACGCGACGGGCCGGACUCUAGUAGGGAAACGUACCAGGGACCAGGAUCAGAGUCACGGAACAGGAAGUGCCUGAGAAUGCAGCGGUGAAUCCGGAUUCCGAAGGAGAUAUAAGACAAGGGAAGGAUAAAGGCGCAUUCUCAGGAUUUUGUUGUACGGAUUUCCAGGGUAUGUUCCUGAGGUAGUCCACGAUUGGUAUGAUGAAGUCUGGUCCGAGAAGAGCCCACGAGCGGUUACGGUACCGAGGAUGAUUGUACAGAAGUGAAUAGGAGGUGUAGAGGAAGAAGAGGAAGGAGAAGGGUUGCAUUCGAAGGGGCAUUGAGGCAGUCCUGGAAGAUAUGGGUGCAGAGAAUCGCACUGAUGUUUCAUGGUGUUCCGACUGAACUUGGCUUCGGCCAAACUCGGCAGGAGUCGAGCAUCGGGCUCGGAUAAUUCCGUCUCGGUGACGAGCGCAGGGCUGCGCGCGAGAGAGAGAGCGCGAGAGGGAGGGAGUCAGUGACAGCAGUGAGAUAAAGCGUAAGAGAGAGAUAGGACGUUGGACGGAUAGAUAAGCCAAGGAAGAAAGAAAAGGGAGAUCAGUCGGCUCGUGGACUGCGAGCGAGCAACAUCAACCCCUUAUAUAAAUCCUUUCGCGUCGAUGUUUUGACCAUCUGGGUAUCGCCGAGUGCUUUCGAGCUAUGAGGUCUACGCGAACUAUACACGUCGGCUAACCUUAUCACGUAAUAUACUCGAUCGAGCCUCCGACGAAGAUCUGACUCACCGUAUACGAAAUCAAUUGCAUUCCGAUCGACGACACAUCGAAAGAGACCAGUCGCUGCUCCCGUUCUUCUUCUUCUUCUUCUGGCUCUUCUCUGUGCGUCUUUCGGCUCGAGGCGGGGAGUCCCGUCAAGGAACGUAAGCGCGAGUGACGUGGCAGUGCGAAUUAAUCCUACGGGACCGAUAAGAGGUGACGACGAGCUUUGAGUUUGAAAUAUGUAAAAAUCAGGUCGAAACUCUAACUACAGAGAAUUCGCUGAUCCGUUAGGCUCGUGAUAUCUAUUCGCUGUCUGAAGACAGUUACGGGGCUCCGUUACGAUCUUACCUGAGAUACGGUGGCUGGGCCGAAGAAAAAGGAAAUCCGAAGAUAAAGUGACAUCGACGUAUCGAUUAAGCCGCGUUCACAAUUUACUGCACGUGUCGCGCGUAUGAAACUUUAGGAUGAAGGUAUCGGGCAUAGCGAAGUAGCUCGUGUAUUCGGUCGCUUCGACAAAGUCAGCCCGAAGCUUCGUAUCCUUCGGCCCGGAGGCUCCGAGCGCGAGGCAGAGGAAAGAAAUAUUUCCAACGGGCGUUCUCAACGCAGCGACUAAAUCUUACGCGGGGCCAGCUAAAGCGGCAGCCUGUUGGCGAUGAUAUCCAGGUCGAGAGGGCCGCUCGGCUAGAAGAGGCUGGAGAAUUACACGUGAGUGCUCUCUACGUCACGCUGUAGGACAGAUACGUCCAGCCGCCGAAUAGAACGACUUAUAUACUGGGUGUUCAGGAAGAACACGAGGAAUUGGAGCUUCGUUCUUUGAUCAGAGUGGACCAGGUGCUGGAGGAACGAAUCGAGAACUACCGAAUCAGUCACGUACUACUGGACCCAGUGUGAACGGAUCGACCUUUUUUUAGUGGUUCACCCGGUAUAUCGCAAGUACAGGUGCCGGUCUUUCGUCACUCAAAUCGGGGCCCUCGUCGUCCUGGUGAAUCGACCUGGAUCUUUACCUCCGGCUCAGCUCUUGAUCAGCUUCAGAUCUUACUAGAGGGGGUCCAGGAGCGUGGAGCGACAGCCGCAGCAUCCCUCGUCGCUAAAUCCAUUAAGAGAAUCGCUGAAUCGCAUCUGAGGAAGUGGACUUCAGGGAUCCUCUCGAAGUCGAAGUGAAAGCGGAAGUGGAAGACGCAAGGGGACUACGGAAGAAGCAAGUACCCACAAGCCAAAUAGAGAAAGCACCAAAGCACUCAAAUUUUAUGGAUGUCAGGACGCACAGCUAGUUGACCUUUUUUUUUCGGUUCUUUUUUUUCAACGACACCCUUUAUAUAUAUAUAUUUAUCUGCAUCCCUCUGUUCACUCUAUCCUCUCUUGAUAUUCCAUCGUGCAGACGUUAAUUCUCUUCAACGUGAUUUUUCGUAAUUUACUUUUUUAUUUUUAUUUAUUUUUUUUUUUUUUUCAAUAUCAAACUACCAAUUUCAUCGUUAAUACUUUAUUAUAAUUACGUCUCCUUCUAAUCGAACCUCACCUUAUAUACGUGCACACCUUUAGAGUGCGUUUUAGCCGUUGUAAUAUUUUACUUGUUUUUUUUCCACUGUCACGCAAAAUUCAACGCGUCCAUCUCGUCAGCCGUCACGCGUUGUUACACGAGAAUUCUUUGCCUUUAUGCCUAAGAUCGAAACGCCAGAAAAAUAGAGGCAUUUAUUAUCGCACGGCCGAUCAAUCAACUAAUUCCUGCGAAUUAAUUGGACCCGUCCGUAUUGUUUGUCGAACUUUUUGUUUGCUCGUCGCAUCGCUGCGGGACGAUUGGAGGUUUUUCGGGGGGGGAGGGUAAUAGGGUCUGAUUUUUUACGCACUUUUUGAGGCACCUGUUGAUAUACUCUUAUACGUAUAUACAUUAGAUUAGAUAUAUAAAUACGUACCAAGGUCCUUAUACUCUUACCAAAUGCAUAAUUGCACAUGUGUAACGUAGAGAUAAUCGCACAUAAAAACCACACGUGCAUCCUCGUUAUUUCGCACGCGCAUCCGCUCGCCAAUUUAUUCGCGUACGCACUGAUUGUCGUCCAGGUAUUACGAAGUCACUCCGAAGCACCUGAUUGUCGUCGGUGAGAAUUUGGAGAAAAAUUUAAAAAAAAAAAAAAAAAAAA
Cephus cinctus (wheat stem sawfly) is the source of this 22969-nucleotide messenger RNA. RefSeq lists its product as uncharacterized. The record is from RefSeq and is a predicted model, not a curated record. The transcript has 32 exons. Bases 32 to 8755 code for a protein of 2907 amino acids. Lineage: Eukaryota; Metazoa; Arthropoda; Insecta; Hymenoptera; Cephidae. Gene Ontology annotation, molecular function: protein binding.